Molecule: messenger RNA, 339 nt
Organism: Aspergillus tanneri
Lineage: Eukaryota; Fungi; Ascomycota; Eurotiomycetes; Eurotiales; Aspergillaceae
Exons: 2
Coding region: 1-339 (112 amino acids)
Source: RefSeq, a predicted model, not a curated record
AUGCAAGCAAUACAGAGACACGAAGACCACCGACGGCACACUCUGCCUAAUUGGAGUGAUGCUGCUGGGAGACUGGCGGCAAUGCUUUUUCCACAGCGUCUUGAUGCUGCCGGAGCGAAAAUGUCUUUGGCGGAGGUGCAAGUCACGGGACGGCGCGACACGGCGACACGUCGGGGCAAUACCCAAAAGCGCAGAAUACCCAAUGCGUUGCCGGGCAACGGGCGCUUUGUUUUGGCGAUCGUGAAGCGGCGCGACCUGGUCGCGAUGGCGUCGAACACCCUCAGGCAUCAACAGAGCACGUUCACGACUUGCCCCGAUAACCGUACCCGUACGAAAUAA